Alternaria burnsii is the source of this 3735-nucleotide messenger RNA. RefSeq lists its product as uncharacterized. NCBI's taxonomy places the organism in Eukaryota, Fungi, Ascomycota, Dothideomycetes, Pleosporales, Pleosporaceae. Gene Ontology annotation, biological process: chloride transport; transmembrane transport. The transcript has 6 exons. The coding region runs from base 1 to 3735 and encodes 1244 amino acids. Gene Ontology annotation, molecular function: zinc ion binding; voltage-gated chloride channel activity; oxidoreductase activity. Gene Ontology annotation, cellular component: early endosome; Golgi apparatus; membrane. The record is from RefSeq and is a predicted model, not a curated record.
AUGGCAGAAGACAAGGUCCAAACUUUUGAUAUCCCGAAAACAUGUAAAGCUGGUGUUGUAGUCAACGAAGGCCCGGACUUCCGCGUCGAGGUUCAGGAUGUUCCAGUGCCUGAAUGUGGUCCGACGGACGUGCUCAUCAAGCUCAACGCGACCGGCAUAUGCCACAGCGAUCUUCACUUCAUGCUCAACGACUGGGCACUACCAAAAAUGUCAGACCUCGGUACAAAAUGCGCCGGACACGAAGGCAGCGGUGUUAUUGUCAAGGUUGGGGAUCAGGUCAAGAACCUAAAGCCGGGAAUGCGAGCUGGAUACAAGCCAAUUCAAGAUACUUGCGGCUCGUGUGAGCUUUGCCGCAACGGUAACGAAUGCUACUGCGCAAAAGCAGUCUUGACCGGAUUAAUGAUCGAUGGUUCAUACAAGCAGUACAUUGUCUCACCCGAACGCUACACAACCCUCGUCCCGGAUGGUGUGAACGACUACAUAGCAGGGCCGAUCAUGUGUUCUGCUUCAACAAUCUACACAUCAAUCAAGGAGUCACAACUCCGACCUGGAGACUGGGCCGUCUUCCCCGGCGCAGGGGGCGGUGUUGGCCUACAAGGCGUGCAACUGGCGAAAGCUAUGGGUCUACGCGCCAUAGCCAUCGACACUGGCGACGAUAAGCAAAAGCUCUGCAUGGAAACUGGAGGCGCGGAGCACUUUAUCGACUUUAAGAAAGUAGACAACGUAGGAGAGGAGGUAGUACGGUUGUGCGAUGGUAUUGGCGCCCACGGUGUCUUCGUCACUGCUGUUCAGACUUACCCAAACUCGAUAUCAUACCUUGGUGGCCGCGUUGGUGGAAAGGUGAUGUGCAUCGGACUGCCGCCGGCUGGGACUCAGCACAUUGAUGUCGACCCGAACCAAAUGUGCUUCAGGAAACAGAGUGUACAGGGUACACUUGUGAGCAGCAUGGCGGACGUGGACAAGACGCUUGACUUUGCUAAGCGGGGAUUGCUGAAGCCGAUUUACACGGUGUAUCCGUUGAGCAAGUUCAACGAGGCUAAAUGCGCCCCAGCUUUCAUUGGAGUAUAUGUCGAGGGCAUGUCCAGCUCGCCGUCAAAUUUGUCCUCCUGCGGACAGGCUGAAGCAUCAUCGAGCCGCACAGUGAACGGGAAGCAGCCAGUUGUUGAGGACGACCACAGUGAUGAAGAGGAACUGCUGGCGGAUGAUCCGCUAGAGCGCGAUCUACCUGAACAACUCUCCUUCAAGCGCAGACCCAAGGCAUCCACGUCCUCCUUCGGCUUCUCGCGAUACCUCCCCUCCUCCCUCGGUUCAUCCAGCAACCGCACCUCGCCCCAGCCACGAUCGCACCGCCCGAAUGGCUCAACGGAGCUUAUACUCAACUAUCUCGAUACACCUGGUAAUGCGGGCGAACAUCUCCAAGACACCAAAGACGCGAAUGGACUAGACUGGUACAUCGAAGGCCCCGGGCGGCGAGUUGGAUACGACGACCUCACCGCAAUUGAUUGGAUUUUCGAAUACGCGAAGGAACGACAACGACUGCGCUACCUAUACACUGGUUCCAGCGGUGUGCUUGGCCAUAUCAAACAGUUGGCGGAUGCAAGCCAGGUCUGGAUCAUACUGGUUGCUGCCGGCAUACUGAGCGGAGGGAUUGCAGCCUUUAUCGACGUGGCCAGUGAUUGGCUUGCAGAUCUCAAAACGGGUUACUGUCACAAUGUUGAUGGAGACGGGCGGUUCUACCUGAACAAGAGCUUCUGUUGUUGGGGAAUCGAGGAAGAGCAGGCUUGCCAUGACUGGAACUCUUGGGGCGCUGCCAUGGGAAUUGACAGCGUCGGUGGAAGAUAUGUUGUCGAGUACAUAUUCUUUGUGCUCUUUUCAGUGCUCUUCGCAGCAUGCGCUAGCCUCCUGGUGCGAGAGUUUUCGCCCUAUGCGAAGCACAGUGGUAUACCUGAGAUCAAGACUGUCCUGGGCGGUUUUGUCAUUCGGCACUUUCUAGGCGGAUGGACUUUGGUCACGAAGACGAUCGGAUUGUGCUUCGCAGUCGCUUCUGGUCUGUGGCUGGGCAAAGAGGGCCCAUUGGUACACGUCGCAUGCUGCUCAGCAAACCUGUUCAUGAAGCUAUUUGGUAACGUAAAUGGCAAUGAAGCAAGGAAACGAGAGGUGUUCUCGGCCGCGGCUGCAGCGGGUAUCUCAGUCGCUUUCGGUGCGCCCAUUGGUGGCGUGUUGUUCAGUCUCGAACAAUUGUCGUACUACUUUCCGGACAAAACCAUGUGGAGCAGUUUCGUAUGCGCGAUGGUUGCUGCUGUCACGUUACAGGCCUGUAACCCGUUCCACACCGGGAAACUCGUCUUGUACCAGGUCACGUACCAUAGUGGGUGGCAUGACUUUGAGCUGCUACCUUUCGCAUUUCUCGGAAUCUUAGGUGGGCUAUUCGGAGGCUUCUUCAUCAAGCUCAAUAUGGGCGUUGCUGAAUGGCGCAAGAACCGACAAUAUCUCAAAGGGCCAGUAACGGAAGUGGUCAUUGUAUCAUUUAUCACAGCGCUUAUCAACUUUCCCAUCAAGUUUAUGCGCGCUCAGGCGUCCGAGCUUGUGCAUAUCUUGUUCGCCGAAUGCGCAGACCUCAACGAGGACACACUCGGUCUAUGCAAAUCUGGCAAAGCGAAUACAGGAGUUAUCGCGCUCUUGCUCGUCUCCUCUGGACUGGGCAUCAUACUCUCAGGCUUCACAUUCGGACUGCAGAUUCCUGCCGGUAUUAUCCUCCCAUCUAUGGCUAUCGGUGGUCUUUUUGGACGUGCUGUAGGACUUUCAGUCGAAGUGGUCCAGGCGGCGUGGCCAGCCCUUUUUGUCUUCAAAUCCUGCGAACCGGACGUACCCUGUGUAACUCCAGGCACGUACGCUAUUGUUGGUGCCGCAUCAGCGCUUGCCGGAACGACACGAAUGACUGUAUCGAUCGUGGUUAUCAUGUUUGAACUCACCGGAGCGCUCACUUACGUUCUGCCUAUCAUGAUCGCAGUCAUGAUCAGUAAGUGGAUUGGCGACGCAAUCUCUCCCCGUGGUAUCUACGAGUCCUGGAUACACUUCAAGGGCUACCCUUUCCUUGACAAUCGAGAAGACAAUGGCUCUAGAAUUCCUGAUGUCGGCGCAAGCCAUGUUAUGACACGCAUCGAGGACUUGACUGCAAUCACAGCAACCGGUCAUACCAUUGGUUCACUGCGCCAGCUUCUAUCUCAACAUAGAUUCCGUGGCUUCCCCGUUAUAGACAACAGUCGCGAUGCUCUUCUACUUGGUUACAUUUCCAGAACUGAAUUGCAGUACGCACUUCAACUCGCUUUGGCGCCUCCACGAAGCUUGGCUGCCGAAACAGAAGCUUACUUCUCUCAUCAACCCCUCUCCGAUCCCACGACAUCACUCGAUCUCCGACCCUGGAUGGACCAGACACCGAUUACCCUCAACGCCAAAGCUAGUUUCCAGCUUACCGUGUCCAUGUUUCAAAAGCUUGGUCUCCGCUAUGUUUUAUUUACCGAUCGAGGUAUGUUGAAAGGCUUGCUCACCAAGAAAGACGUUUGGUACGUCAUGAACGGCAUUGAAGAAGAGCGCGAAGAAGGCGGUGCAGGCAUUGGUGUCGGGAGAGGGGGACUUAGAGAAGAAGGCGAUGAUGACGAAGAGAGCGAAGAGAGGGGAUUACUCGGUACACCAGAGGAAGAACAGGAUGACUUCAUUGGUGCGCACGACAGAUAG